UUGAGCAAACAGGAAUGCGGUAAAUUAAAUCCGGUGCCACAAACUAUAAAUGGAUACGCUGUAAACUUAAUGUCCAGACCAUGGAUGGCCUUGCUUAAGUCAAUUGUAUUCGGUUUUGAAAACUUUAGAUGUGGUGCUACGCUUAUAACGACUCGUUUUGUGCUCACAGCUGCGCAUUGUGUGGUUAAUGUUAAUGUUACCUCAGUUCGUUUCGGUGAGCAUACAUUAUCGACAUACCGUGACUGCAUAAAGUCUAGAGGAAGAGUAAUAUGUGCACCUCCAGUUGAAGAUUUUGAAAUUGAACGCGUUUUUGUACAUGAGAAUUUCUCUUCAAUUCUUGGCCUUAAUGAUAUAGCGCUUAUCAAACUAAAAAGGAAUGCGGAAAUCAAGUUAAACAUUAGUCCAUCUGUCUUCCCGAGACCAAGGAGCUACAAGAAAAACCCGAAAUGCUGACGCAGUUUCGAGUAACAGGCUGGGGUAAAACUGAAACUUUGGCAAGAGCGGAUACUUUACAGGAAUCGGUUAUACGCAAAAUACCCCGAGAAAAUUGCAGUCGUGCUUACGACAAAGAAUAUAAUUCAUCUAUUAUCUGUGCUGGAGACACUAUGGGAGAUGCUUGCAAUGGCGACUCUGGUGGUCCAUUGACCUAUGUAGAGUAUUUUAAUCAAAGAGAAAGAUUUGUACAGUUUGGAAUUGU
Messenger RNA from Drosophila busckii, 697 nucleotides. RefSeq names its product serine protease grass-like. The record is from RefSeq and is a predicted model, not a curated record. The transcript has 4 exons. Gene Ontology annotation, biological process: proteolysis. Bases 70 to 453 code for a protein of 127 amino acids. NCBI's taxonomy places the organism in Eukaryota, Metazoa, Arthropoda, Insecta, Diptera, Drosophilidae. Gene Ontology annotation, molecular function: serine-type endopeptidase activity.